AUGAAAGUAUAUUUAUUUAUUUUAGUCUUAAUAUAUAUUGCUAUGGCAUAAGAAUAAUGGGAAACUAUUUACACUAGCUUUAAUGGUAAUAACCCUAAUGAUGCUGAAGGUUAUUUUCAUCUUUAAUGAUUUAGGUUGGAUAGUAAGCAAUAAUUAUUAGGGUAAUUUAUUCACUAAAUGUAAUGGUGUUACAUUGUUUGGAGGAUAUUAUGCAUUUGGAAAAGAUGCAAUAGUAUCUAAGUUAUUUAAACUGCCUCCUCAUUAUCAACUUAAAAUUACUUUUUAAUUUUGGAAGUAUUUCUUAGAUAAAAAUUAGAAUCGAUAGCUGGGAUAAUGAAUCUGUCUAUUUAAUAGCUGAAGAUUAUAAAUGGUCAUAAGAUUAUAUAUAUUAUAAAGAAGCAUAUUAAUGUGAACUUUAAAUAAUUGAAAUGGUGAUUCAGUGGAUUGCAUUUGUUAUUAAUCAUAACUCAGAAUCAUUAACUUUUAUAAUGACUACAAAUCUGAAUGAAUAAGCAAAUCUUGUAAUAUUAAAUUCAUAUAAAAGGAAAGUUGGGGAAUUAGAGAUUUUUCAAUUUAAAUUUUAAGAUGUCCUUAAGGUUGUUUAUACUGUUAAGAUAAUGAUUAUAAUAAUUGUUAUUAUUGGAUUGGUUUUUUAUCAUUAUGGCAUGAAUCAAUAGAAGUUGAUGGAUGGAUUAAGAAUAAUAAUAAUAUGUAACCUACAAUUGAUAAAUGUGUCAGUUUUGAUAUAAUAAAAUUAGCACCAAAUGAUAAAUUAGAAAAAAUAAUAGAAAAUUUGAAUGCUCAUUAUAAAAUGUAAGUAUAAUUAUAAAUUUGGAAAAUUGAUUCAUGGCAUAAUGAAAUGUUUAUUUUAGAAAUAGAUGAUUAAAUUUAUAAUUAAACUAUUUUAGAAUCUACAGGUAUAUAUAAUAUUUGUGGAUCUAAUGGAUUAGAAAAUAUUAUUAAUAUUGCAAUUACUUUACCUCAUUCAUUAUCUAAAUGUAAAAUAACUAUGAGAACUAAUCAUAAUUCUAUAACUACUAAUGCAUAUUGGGGUAUAAGAGCUUUUAAUAUAUAUCUUGCAAAAUGUUUUAAGGGUUGUGAUCAAUGUCUAGGACCUUUAAAAACUGAAUGUACUGUUUGUUCAAGUGGAUGGGUCUUUUACAAUAAUUUAUGUACUCAUUGUAUUCAUUAAUCUUAAUAAAAGCUCCUCCUAUGCUUUUUUCAUAAAUCUAAAUUACUUAAAUUAAAGAUCUAAAAUCAGAUGAAAGGAUUUCUAUGGAGAUUAAUCUAUUAGAAGUUGAUUAAAAAAUAAUUAGUUAAGGUAACAUUACACUUUUAGUUAAUAAUAAUUAGUAAAUUUUGACUAUUCAAGUUUAUGCUAAAUGUAUUUAAAAUAAAAUAAUCAAAAGCUAAUUUUUAAGUAAUAAACUUUAAGAUUUGUAUUAAUAUUAAUUUUAAUAAAAUUGUUAAGGUAAUUUUAAUUCUAUUAUUUAUAAUGUUAAAUAUCAAUUAAGAAUAAUAUCAGAAUAAUAAUUAAUAAUUAAUACAUCUGAUACAUAUUGUUUAAUAUAUUAAAUAGUUGAGGUCGAUGACGAAAAAUUUAGUGUAAAAAUUUUAGAAAUUUUAUUAGAAGAUGUUUGA
Messenger RNA from Paramecium primaurelia, 1641 nucleotides. The record is from the annotation of a GenBank genome assembly. Lineage: Eukaryota; Ciliophora; Oligohymenophorea; Peniculida; Parameciidae.